Rhododendron vialii is the source of this 3440-nucleotide messenger RNA. RefSeq names its product phospholipase D delta-like. Gene Ontology annotation, cellular component: plasma membrane. Gene Ontology annotation, molecular function: calcium ion binding; D-type glycerophospholipase activity. NCBI's taxonomy places the organism in Eukaryota, Viridiplantae, Streptophyta, Magnoliopsida, Ericales, Ericaceae. Bases 667 to 3207 code for a protein of 846 amino acids. The transcript has 11 exons. Gene Ontology annotation, biological process: phosphatidylcholine metabolic process; phospholipid catabolic process. The record is from RefSeq and is a predicted model, not a curated record.
CACACACUCUCUCUCUCUUCUAACAUAAAAGCAAGAAAAUGGCUGCGUGGAUACCAGAGAUUCCCGCCUAUUUCGGUUUUGCUUGUGGUGGUGAUCCCUCUCUUGUUCCAAAUUGCAAACACCUCAAUCUUUUCUCCUCUUCCGCCCUCCCCCCUCCCUCUAUCUCUUCGUAUGCCUCUGGUCUUCCGAUUCGUCCCUUCUCUUUUCAAGUGAAGGACGUUCGUGGAUCAGUUCCAUCAUGAAUUGAAGCUUUAGAGGGCCACCUUGGCAAGAGGCUUUUAGGAGUGGAUUACUCAACCUUACUUGGGCUGCUUGUUUAGGGGGACAAAGAGUAGGUGCCUGCGUCAUUUCUAUUGGGUUAAAUUUCUGUUUCUUUGCAAGGAAUGAAGUUUUCAUGAACUUCUAAAACUACGUAUCAUUGUUGUAGAUGACUAAACAGGUAGUUCAAUUAUUUCAAUUUGUUCCUCUUUACAAUUGCUAUAGUGCUGAGGCAGUGUUUUCUAACGAGGAUCUGGCAUGGUUUAGAUUUGAAGUGGUUUCUGGACAUAGCAUACUUUCAACAUCUGCCUAAAUCUUCAUCAGUUACAGCACCUUUUCUGUAAAGGACACUAGCUGGAUUUGGACUCAUUUUGAUGUGUCUAUCGGCAUUAUAGAUUUCAAGUCCUAAUGGAUGGUGAUACUGUUGUUUCCGAGAAUCCUACAAGAAAUGAGGCUGAUGUUUCUCAGAAAAUGGUCUUCUUGCAUGGAGAACUGGAUAUAAGGAUUGUAGAAGCAAAAGCACUUCCAAACAUGGACUUAGCUACGGAAAGAAUGAGAAAGUGUUUUACCAUGUUUGGGACUUGUGGAUCUCCCUUUGACAUAGCGAGUAAAUCCUCCGGCAGGCACUCGGCCAUUACUAGCGACCCUUAUGUGUCUGUUUGCCUAGCGGGUGCUACUGUAGCUCAAACUAGAGUAAUAACCAACUCCGAGUUCCCUUUGUGGGAUGAGCAUUUUCAUGUUCCAGUAGCUCACCCUGUGGUAAAAGUGGAAUUUCAGGUCAAGGAUAAUGAUAUUCUUGGUGCCCAACUUAUUGGUGUGGUAGAGAUCUCUGCAGACAAAUUAGUCUCCGGUAAUAAAAUUGACGGGUGGUUCCCUAUAGUAGGAUCUUAUGGGAAUCACUUGAAUCCCGAAUUGCAUCUUUCUAUUCAGUUUAUUCCAGUUGGUGAAAACCCUUUGCAUAAGGAUGGCGUUGGAGUAGCAAAUACAUAUUUUCCCCUCCGGAAAGGAGGGAGUGUCACCCUUUAUCAGGAUGCCCAUAUGCCCGAUGGAAUGCUUCCUGAGAUUUUACUGGAUGGCGGAAAAGUUUUCCACCAAAACAAAUGCUGGGAGGAUAUUUGUCAUGCCAUAUUAGAAGCUCACCACAUGAUUUAUAUCGUUGGAUGGUCUAUAUAUCACCGGGUGAAGCUUGUGAGGGAGCCAACGAGACCAUUGCCUUCUGGAGGAGAGCUUUCCCUUGGAGAAUUGCUAAAGUACAAGUCACAAGAAGGUGUUCGCGUGCUGUUGCUUAUUUGGGAUGAUAAAACUUCACAUGACAAAUUUCUUUUGAAAACGGAAGGUUUGAUGCAGACUCAUGAUGAGGAAACAAGAAAGUUUUUCAAACGCUCAAGCGUCCAAUGUGUGCUUUGCCCUCGUUAUGCCAGCAAUAAGCUUAGUAUUUUCAAACAACAGGUGGUGGGAACUCUUUUUACACAUCAUCAGAAGUGUGUGAUUCUUGACACUCAAGCUACUGGAAAUAAUCGGAAAGUUAGUGCCUUUAUUGGUGGUUUGGAUUUAUGUGAUGGACGGUAUGAUACUCCUGAGCAUAGGCUGUUUCGUGAUCUUGACACGGUCUUUGAAAAUGAUUUUCGUAAUCCCACAUUUACGUCUCGCUCCCGUGGACCGAGGCAACCGUGGCAUGAUUUACACUGUAAGAUUGAAGGUCCAGCUGCUUUCGAUAUAAUGACUAAUUUUGAACAAAGAUGGAGAAAAGCCGCAAAAUGGCGGAAUUUCAAGCUCAAAAAGGUUACACAUUGGCAUGAUGACGCCUUGAUAAAGCUGGACCGGAUGUCAUGGAUACUCACCCCCUCUUCUGGUCCUAAUGGUGACAGUGCUUUACGUGUUAAUGAUGAGGAAGAUCCUGAGACCUGGCAUGUUCAGGUUUUUCGAUCAAUUGAUUCUGGAUCAGUUAAAGGAUUUCCAAAAGAUGUUAAGGAAGCUGAGUCACAGAGCCUUGUAUGCGGGAAGAAUUUACAAGUUGACAGAAGCAUACAUACCGCAUAUGUUAACGCAAUUAGAUCAGCCCAACAUUUCAUAUAUAUAGAGAACCAGUAUUUUCUUGGAUCUUCAUAUUGCUGGCCAUCAUACAAAAAUGCAGGUGCAGAUAACCUAAUUCCCAUGGAACUUGCAUUGAAAAUUGCCAGCAAAAUCAAUGCAAAUGAACGCUUCUCUGCCUAUAUCAUUAUUCCAAUGUACCCAGAAGGUGUCCCCACUAGUGCUGCCAUGCAGGAAAUUCUUUUUUGGCAGGGGCAGACAAUGACUAUGAUGUACAAGAUUAUUGCAGAGGCUCUUGAAAGAGCAGGUCUUUCUGAUUGUUAUCACCCACAAGAUUAUUUGAAUUUCUAUUGCCUUGGUAAGCGUGAAGCUUCAUCGCCAGAAAGUUCGGCUCAACCUAGUCAGCCUCCUGAGAACCGCGCAUUGGGAUUAGCUCAAAAGUUCAGGAGAUUUAUGAUUUACGUCCAUGCCAAAGGGAUGAUAGUUGAUGACGAGUACGUGAUAAUAGGAUCUGCAAACAUUAAUCAGAGAUCUUUGGAUGGUUCAAGGGAUACAGAAAUAGCAAUGGGUGCUUAUCAACCAAAUUACUCAUGGGCCAACAAGAAAACUCAUCCACGAGGACAGGUUUAUGGGUAUCGGAUGUCUCUCUGGGCUGAACACCUUGGCAAGCUCAAAGACUCAUUCCGCCAACCACACACCAUUGAAUGUGUUAAGCUUGUCAAUAAGAUUGCCAAGCAAAACUGGAAGGCGUUUGUGGCGGAUGAGGAUAGAGAAAUGUUGGGACAUUUGAUGCAUUAUCCUGUCGAAGUAAGCAGGAGUGGGAAAGUGAGUCCAUUGCCUGGUCAUGAAUCAUUUCCUGAUGUUGGAGGUAAGGUUCUUGGAUCCCCCACCAAUCUCCCUGAUGCCCUCACAACCUAACAUCAACCUUCAAGCAGUUCUGUAGCAAAAGUGCUUUGGAAGUGAAAAAAUGGAGAAAAUAAAAGAGAGAAGAGCAAAGGAAGCAUGUAUACUGUUUGAUUAAUCAUAGGAACUGAGAAUGUACCUCCAUUAAUGUGGGAGUGCUACCAAGUGAUGUAAAUUGUGUAUAUUUGAUUAAACCACAUAUGUAAGACGAAGAUCAUAUUUUUGCACAUUAAACCAAUAGUUGUCAG